AUGGCUAUCUUCCAGGCUGUGCGAGGCGUGCACAUAUCAUCCGUGAACAGUCAUCAUUUGGUUCUGUGGAAUGCUCUCGCCGCUUGCUUACAGCGACUCGUCCCUUCGAUCAUGAUCAAGGUCUCCGGCAAAGAUCACCUCGUACUGCUGAGGGAGGAAAGGUGGGAGGCGUUGAGGUAUAUGGCGGCGAAGGGCAAUCUAGAGAAGGAAGCUUGGUGCUCCCGGAGGCUCCUCUCUAAACAUCUGGGUUCAGCGCAAAAGCCCAUGGAGGCCCUCAUAAACAAGGGCAGACGAGUCACCAAGCCAGGUGAAAUAGCCACUGUGACACGGGAGUUCUACGCCAACAUGUUUGAGAAUGGACUCACGGCAGCUGUGGCGGCCCCCAAGGAACGCCUUCAGUGGCCCGAAGAGAUGGAAAUCGCUGGGGGCGAGGUCUGGACUGUUCCCCUGGCGUUGUUCAUUCACCUGGUUGUGGCAGGCAGACGGGCGGGAUCUGGCACAAGCAAUGAGCCCUCUGUCGCUUGGCCAGCAACGGCAAAAGCGGACCCUCAUCAUGAAGGAAGUGGAACGGAUACCGCUCGUCAACUGUACGCUAAGACGCCAGGCGACGAGAAUGCAUCAGGAAGUCGUCAGAGGGAUAGCUUGCUGAAAACCGGAUGGCAGCCCCCGAAGAUUCGCCGCUACGGUAAUGGACGGUCACCCACUCAAUCGAGCCCAUCACGCGCCAGUGCACUCGUCUAUGAAGUGAGGCCAGUGAGCUCCAGCAGGUCAGCGCGGCUUCCGAAAAGCUGGGAUCGACAAUACGCUGAACCUGCUCACGCCCCAUCUGCGGACGACAGCUAUGUUUUCCAUAUCACCAGUGUCAACGAGGGCAGUCCUGGAUCAGGUGCUGGUUUGGAACCUAGCUCGGCGAGUUUCAGGAGAGCCAGGAGCGGCUGGCAGAAUGCGGAGUUCGACACCGAUCCUAGCGAUAGACAAGUUUACGUUGUAAAGUCAGCUCCCGUUCAUGCUGCAUCAGAUGGGUGGGCUGCUGAGCCCGUUACGCAGUAUCAAAGUUCCGCUCCUCAAGUCAUGAAACACGCGUACUUAGUUAAAACAGCAGUGUUGGAUACUGAUGUUCCCGCUCCAACUUAUAGUGCACCGGCGUUUGACUCCCGAAGCUAUCAUGCUAGCUUCGCACCUACUCACACGGGUUCUAGACAGACGUACGUUGUUAAAAGCAUCGACCCGAGCGCGGCCUUGAGUGGUUAUAAGAGUGCCAUACGCAAUGCUGUAAGUGGAGCUUUAAGGUUCGCAGGUACCAGUACAGCGCCUCUUGUAAGUUCCAAGAAGGUGUAUGUCGUUAGGUCUUCCGCCCCCAGUAUGUUCUCUUCAAGUGGAUGGCCGAGUUACGGCUUUGAUUCAGAGCCUUUAACCAGUGGCGGCUGGUAAUGAAUAUCCUUCAUUGCGUUGUUCCGCCAACAGCAGAAGUAGCUUGCGUUUGUAAUGAAUGUGUUCGGGAUUGGAAAGUGCGCAUGUAAUAUAAUUAAUGGUAUUCGGAAAGUUCUCGCUUGAGAAUGUGUUUGUUUUGUUGGAUGUCGCUCGUUCAUUGUGUAACAGCACACAGAUCAUUUUUGCUGCUUUUCAUUUUUAUAUGAUUCCUAUUGCUUGGGUGAUGCAGCCUGCUGGGCAGUUGAACUGGUGCUAACGCUCGAUACUCAAACUUCGCAAAGUCUGCUGGCACCGCAUUUCAUAUCUAACAAACUCAAUCAAUCAGUUUGCAUUGAUUUGAGUUAUCUUGUGAAACAUUGCGCUCUUCGGUGACGCGAAACGGCACGGGAUGCUGGUGUAACGCUGUAAAAACAGUCAUUCACUUCGUAAA
Messenger RNA from Ornithodoros turicata, 1861 nucleotides. RefSeq lists its product as uncharacterized. Bases 1 to 1431 code for a protein of 476 amino acids. Lineage: Eukaryota; Metazoa; Arthropoda; Arachnida; Ixodida; Argasidae. The transcript is spliced from 5 exons. The record is from RefSeq and is a predicted model, not a curated record.